Messenger RNA from Spirometra erinaceieuropaei, 811 nucleotides. The record is from the annotation of a GenBank genome assembly. Lineage: Eukaryota; Metazoa; Platyhelminthes; Cestoda; Diphyllobothriidea; Diphyllobothriidae.
AUGUGCCUGGCAGGCACCACAGCGGCAGCCGUUGUGGCGGUGGAAGUGGAGCACAAGGAUGAGCAGGAGGGGAAGGAGGAGGAGGAGGAAGAUGGUGGUGGCGGUUCAAGAAGGCGGUCAGAGUUAGGUGGCGGCGUAGAGGACGAUGAAGAGGUAGACGGAGGAGCGGCGGUAGGUGCGGUAGGCGUAAUGCAGUUGAUUCGAAGUUGUUUAGAAAAUUUAAUCGGCGCCUGGAAUGUCCGUUGACACCGUGAAUACGUCGAAUGUGGUUGUGCGUUGGAAUUGCGAUUUGGGUGCAGCUGAGACUCGCGUGCUUCGCGUUUGGCUUUUGCGUCGCCAAUGCGGCUGUCCUGGUAGAUCACAGCACCUGACUUCACUGUCCUCGUCCAGGUCGGUCGGUCUCGGGCGAGGUUUACCUAGUUGGCCGGACUGAUUUACGGCGCUUCAAAGAGGACAUAAUAGUAUCCUUGUAUCGGCCGAUUUGGCCUCAUCUGCGGCGGUGACCCGUGGCGACUACUCCAUAGAAGAGCCUUUUGGGGAGCCGCUCGUCACCCCUCCGCACGAGAUGGCCGCUCGAACGCAGUUGCAGUUGUCUCAGCAUGGUGUAGAUGCUGAGGGUUCCCGUUCGCUCCACUGCGUCCGUGUUCGGGAUUUGGUCCAGCCAACCGAGCUCCAAUAUGUGACGAAGACAAGUGAGGUGGAAGUGAUUGAGUCGGCCUGCCUGCUUCGUGAACCCCGUCCGAGUUGCUGCUCAAUACAGCAGCGUCGGAGGAUGACGGCCUUGUACAUCUUUAAUGUCGUGCUGAGCUAA